AUGGCUUCCGAAGCAUCUCGUCCAGUGUCACCGACACCCUCACUACUACCGCCUGUCCCCGGCUCGCCGGUCUAUUCUCUUGCAUCGACUGCGAAUCCCUUAUCCCAGUUCAAUCUACCGCUACCGCCACCUCCUCGAUCAUCACAUGCUGUCCUAACAAAAGCCGACCUCGAACUCUCCCAGCAAGCUUACUCGGAUUUGGUGUCCUCCGCAAAAGGAUACCGGCUUGCCCUCGCCGCGUUAUCAACCGCCGCCUCAACAUUCGGAUCGGCUCUAGAAGCAUGCGCCAGACUAAAAGAGGCCCGCGCCGAGCCUAUCGGACCUUCUGGAACGUCAAACAUGACGGCGAGCUUCACAACCAAGGGCUCAUGCACAGCAGAUAUGCUCAUGUCUGCCUCUGGAGUCCACCACCUUGUCGCAAACCAUCAACAGAUUCUCUCCGAGACAGUAUACCGAUCCUUUGAAGUGCCGCUUCUCCACGAUCUGGACAAAUGGCAAACCGUUAUUGACGACGAAGAGGAGACAUACAAACAGAAUAUCAAGGCGCAAAGCAGAGAGAUCAAAAGGCUAGAGAAGGAAGGAAUGAAGCUACACAAGCAGCGAAGACGAGAUGUAGGCCGGUUCAGAGCGCACUUGGUUGAAUUGACGACGAAAUUGGACGGCUUGACAACCUUACACGGCGAUCAUGCGCGUACAUUACUAAGAGAAAGCCAAGAGACGAGCGGAAGGAUUGUAGACGCAAGUUGCAGUCUUGUACGUGCAGAAGUGGACAUAUUUGAAAGUCUAGCAAGAAAAGGUUGGAGCGGAGGCGGUCUGGAUGACCUCCUUGAAAAGGGCCAAGACUUGUUCGCAACAGAGGAAGAUGGAGCAACUUUGGGCAGUGGCGGUAGCGGCGACACACCAAAGCUGUUUUCUAUCCUCCCUCCCAAAAGCAUACUCGCCGACACAGGAUCUGAGCAAUCGAGGAGCCACGCUAGAGGCGACAGUCUUCUCAUGGAUACCGAGCGAUAUCAAUCGUUAGCAGCGCUGGCUUCAGAUUCGAGACCAAACGGUGGAGUUAUGAACGACAACGAUAGUGUCUUUUCAGCAGACUUCAACAAGCCCCGUAACGCAAGGCCGUUCUCACCACAGCCCAUCCGUCGAAUUCCGACAGAUGUGACCUUCGAUUCGUUAGGGGUUAGAACAGAGGGGCCGAGAAAUGAUGAAGAGGAUUUGAACAUAUCUGAACUACUUAUGCCCGUUAUGGAGGCAGAUGCAGGAAUGGAAGAGACCCAGAAUGGAAAUGGUCAGCAUGAUUUGGGGGAUUGUGAAACCGGGGAUGGGCAAGAGGAGGAAACAAGAGGCCGGUCACCAUCACCAAGCUCGGCGAUACUGAGGGCGAAGUCACCAGAGCUUCUCGCAGACACGAGUUCUGCAGCUGCAUGGAGCGGCGAUGAAGCUAAAAGUCCAGGUUAA
Molecule: messenger RNA, 1455 nt
Organism: Fusarium sp. VM40
Lineage: Eukaryota; Fungi; Ascomycota; Sordariomycetes; Hypocreales; Nectriaceae
Source: the annotation of a GenBank genome assembly